Dendronephthya gigantea is the source of this 532-nucleotide messenger RNA. RefSeq lists its product as uncharacterized. The transcript is spliced from 4 exons. Lineage: Eukaryota; Metazoa; Cnidaria; Anthozoa; Malacalcyonacea; Nephtheidae. The coding region runs from base 89 to 400 and encodes 103 amino acids. The record is from RefSeq and is a predicted model, not a curated record.
AUUAAACUAGAGAUAUAUCAAUUCUGUAUUAAAUUAAUUUUAUUUUUCCGUCACUUUUCUAAUGAUUUUUAAAUAGUUUUCGUGGAGAAUGGGACAAUGUUUUGGGACGGAUUGCUCAAGUUUAUGUCCACGAUGGGCACUUAGAAAGAAUCGGGGUUUCGAUCGAUUUACGAAUUAUGCUCCUCGACCGAAUUCGAGUCGAUAUGGUGACGACCAUUUACUAAAUGAGUAUCAAGACCAACAAGAUGAAAUAGAUUUUUCUGGUGUUGGGAAAAAUAUUUAUAAUCCGGGACCAUCAGAAGUAGUGAUUGAUAUCUCCAAAGACACAAGGUUGGGUGCAGGAGAACAUUUAAAAACAAGUUCCUCAAAUCCCAAUUAUUCAUCAGUCUCAAAUUAUUGAGUUAGGCAAAUUGUUUUUAUUGAACAAAUGUGAUAAAAAAUAUCUGUAUUGAUGGAAGCACUCGCACAGAAAAGGCUGCUAAAAGAAAAGCCAAGCAAAGGUCAGAGAGGGAAAGCUCUUUGGCCUUUUGCU